Messenger RNA from Penicillium chermesinum, 2073 nucleotides. Its product is annotated as CeGAL family transcription factor. Gene Ontology annotation, molecular function: zinc ion binding; DNA-binding transcription factor activity, RNA polymerase II-specific; DNA binding. The transcript is spliced from 5 exons. Gene Ontology annotation, biological process: DNA-templated transcription; regulation of DNA-templated transcription. The record is from RefSeq and is a predicted model, not a curated record. The coding region runs from base 1 to 2073 and encodes 690 amino acids. Lineage: Eukaryota; Fungi; Ascomycota; Eurotiomycetes; Eurotiales; Aspergillaceae.
AUGGACGAGACGGGGUCGAAUCCAACAGGAGCGACCGCGUCUGCAAUUCGCCGCAGCAAGGCGCCUGGGGUCAUCGCCAAGCGCGCAUGCGAUCAGUGCAAGUUUCGCAAGAUCAAGUGCAGCUUAUCCCAACCAUGCAAGGCCUGCCAGUCAAUGGGCUUUGAAUGCACUUUUCUUCAGCCGCAGAAGAAGCGCGGACCUACGGGACAUCGCGUGUCGCAGAUAAGACAGCAGCAGACGAAUAUCGUCUCUAAACCCCCCCAAGAAUCCUCCUCCGUGAAACAGGAGACUUUCCAUUACCAUGUCCCCACGACCUCCGGGGAGAGUGCCCCGUCUAGUUCUAUGGCAGGGUCAUCGUGGGCAGCGCAAGAGAUGCCCAUGCCCGUGAAUAGUGCGACAAUUGCUGCCCCCACCGGCCAACCUGCGGUAAUGAACACCUGGGCCACGGAGAACGCGCCUCAGGGACCAACCCAAAUGAGCUGGAGUGAUCGCCAAGACGCUGAAUAUUGGCUCCCGGACCACCUGGGCGCCCAAGUUCCAGUAUUCGAAUUCCCAGGAAGCAACAUAUACCUGAAGCCAUCACUGCCCUCCAUUAUCCAGCCAGUGCAGGAUGUUUCGGCUACUAGUAUGAACAUGCCUGUGCAGGAUCACCAGGUCAUGCCCUUCUCCCCCGCUGUGGGCCCUUCCUCUGUCGGGUCCAUUCCAUCCGAAUACCAGGAGCCCGAAGAAUUUUGGCCAUCCUCGAUUAAUGAAGCGAAUAUGAUCCCAUGGAUAGACGUAUAUUUCGACCGGUUACAUCCAACAGUGCCUGUUCUGAGCCGAUCUUCUUUAUUUACUCGCAUGAUCUGCCAGGAGCAUCGCAAGAACCCUCAAUUCGGCGCCAUGCUCCUGUCUCUAUGUGCAUUUUCCUUGACCCAGCCGAUCGAGAUCAAUGAGCGGCCGACUGCAUCUCGUGCGUCACAAGCGCGGACCAUGAUGCAUGAGGCGACCAAAAUGCGGAGCUGUUCUGACUUCGGAGAGAACCCGACAAUCGAGGCAGUAUUGACGAGCUUUUUCCUCUUUGGAUGCCUCUUUGGAAGCAACCAGCAUAAUGCUGCAUGGCUUCGGCUUCGAGAAGCCCUGGAUCUAGCUUCGACCUUGGGCUUGAAUGAUCCGCUCUCAUACCGUGACCUCUCCGGAGAAGAGAAAGGCCAACGGUUAAGGACAUAUCUGGUAUUAUCGAUUACUGAAAGAGCAUAUGCACUUCAACGAUGGCAUCCCGUGACAUUCUCCGGCAAGCCUGGAUUCAGCAUGCGAUCUGUGCAUGAGUUCCUCCACAAUGCGACCCAUAGCCUAGUCUCUGGAAUCAUCGUACACAAUGAAAAAGACGCAGAAGGAAUGAUGGGCCUUGCACGGUUGAUGGAACUCUUUGAUGCCAUUGACGAGGAUUUCAUCAAUUGCUGGAAUCGGCGGUGCGACAUCGACAGUGGAUUCUGCCAGAAAUUCACCGAGGCCAAGGCCCUAUCGAUGCAUAACAGCCUUGAGCGGAUCACCCAGGCCGAGCGUUACAAAGGAUAUGACUGGUUCGAACGUGCCAAAGUGGACGGCAAUAACGACAAUAAUGCCUUGCUGGCCAUGGGCUUACGCGAGACGCAAGCUGCAGACGUAUUCAUCACCCAAAAAUGGGUGCAUAAUCGAGUCUGGCUCUUGUGUCUCAAUCACGGCAUUUUACGGUCUCAUUCCGAUCGGCCUGAGCUGACCUUUGGGUACGCCGUAACCGUUGCAGAAUCCGCUCUUCAGAUAUGUCGCUCCCUUCGCCUAAGCUCCAUGGAAGCACACGGCAUAGGUUUUACCGAGAAGAUAUAUGAUAUUGCUGUUGGGGCAACGGACAUACUCUGCAAUAUUAGUCCGCCUUACGGCAAUGGAGUUACGCCCUUGGGUAACUUUACCGAAGCUCUAUCCAGCACAUCGACUCCACAGGCUAUGGCGGAGGAUUUUCUGUUAUUGAUGAGCAGCUUCCGUGGCGGAAGCCAUCCUUUUUUGGAGAAGUACAAAGCCCACUUGCGCUCGCUACAUAUUCCGGGCUGGGCUUAA